Molecule: messenger RNA, 687 nt
Organism: Caenorhabditis remanei
Lineage: Eukaryota; Metazoa; Nematoda; Chromadorea; Rhabditida; Rhabditidae
Exons: 4
Coding region: 1-687 (228 amino acids)
Molecular function (GO): DNA binding
Source: RefSeq, a predicted model, not a curated record
AUGUCAUCUAACCAAUCAACUUCCUCAUCUGGAGCAAGACCUUCGUUCAAGCUGCGAUCUAUAGUUUGGAACUUUUUUAAGUUCCCCAUUGAUGGCUCUAAAACUACUAUUACAUGUCCCGCUUGUAAAUUGGAUCUUAAAUACAGUGGAUCGACAACGGGAAUAUUGCAUCAUUUGACUGCUAGACAUGGCGACGAGUACAAAAAAUUAUUGGAUAAAAAGAAGUCGGGAAAAAUUGCAUUGCAAUCUCGUGAGGAAUCUGAUAUUGAGCUAGCAAAGGCUUUUGCGACAAGUUUGACUCCGUUUCGCUUCGCCGAGAACCCAGAAUUCCGAAAAUUCAUAGAGAAUAAACCAGAUGAUUUUGUAUUGCCAACGGCAAAGAAAGUUAAGAAGAUUAUUGAUGAUUUGGCAGAAGUUCAUAUGGAAACAACAAAAGAUGAAUUGGAAGGAGUCAAUAAUUUCACCAUUCUCACUGACGGAUACUCCGAUUUACGUCGAAACUAUCAUUUUUAUUCUCUGCAUGUAGCCUACAUUAAUGCAACAUUUGAGAAGAAAGUGUUGGUCGUGGAAUGGGUGCAUCGACAGUUCGACGCUAGCAAAGCACAAGGAUAUUCUGGAGACCGUUAUCUGCCAAGAAGGACUUGGAAUACAAAUUAUCUUCAACAACAUGAUACGAGAUAUUUGUAG